Girardinichthys multiradiatus is the source of this 4326-nucleotide messenger RNA. RefSeq names its product dynamin-1-like protein. Gene Ontology annotation, biological process: mitochondrial fission. The transcript is spliced from 18 exons. Bases 276 to 2297 code for a protein of 673 amino acids. The record is from RefSeq and is a predicted model, not a curated record. NCBI's taxonomy places the organism in Eukaryota, Metazoa, Chordata, Actinopteri, Cyprinodontiformes, Goodeidae. Gene Ontology annotation, molecular function: GTP binding; GTPase activity; microtubule binding. Gene Ontology annotation, cellular component: microtubule; membrane; cytoplasm.
AUCUGGCUGGUGAUUUACAUUUCAACCAAUCAGACGACAGACAAACUUGUGAUUUCAAUUUUCUGACCAAUCAGAAUCAUGAAGUGUACUAUAGUACCGCCUCUGCCGUCAAGGAACUGUGUUCAGUUCACUGCUGGUUGCGGAUAUCAUUUCGGGUAAAAUGCCUUUGUUUUGACACUUAGCUGUUUUUAAUAAAGUAUGAGAACCCGACAAGUUGGAUAAGGGAGGACUUUUGCUGAAGUAACGGAAGGAGGAGUUCCCAGUCCUUUGGAAAGAUGGAGACUUUGAUUCCCACUAUCAACCGGCUCCAGGAAGUCUUUCUGACCGUAGGAGCAGAGAUUGUACAGCUUCCUCAAAUAGUUGUGGUUGGAUCUCAGAGCAGCGGAAAAAGCUCAGUGCUGGAGAGCCUGGUUGGACGGGAUUUCUUGCCUCGAGGAUCAGGAAUAGUCACAAGACGUCCACUUGUCUUGCAGCUUAUUAAUGUUGCCCCUCUUAAGGAGAGACUAAGAACUGAAAAUGGAAAUGGGAUUAAACAAAAUGCUAAAAACAGCUACCCAGGAAUCAAAGCUGAGGAGUGGGGUACUUUCUUGCACUGCAAGAAUCAGAUUUUCACAGAUUUUCUGGAAAUCCGUAAGGAGAUUGAAGCGGAGACGCAUCGAGGUUCAGGCGACAACAAGGGAAUCAGUCCAGAGCCCAUAUAUCUGAAGAUAUUCUCCCCCAACGUUCUUAAUCUGACUCUGGUUGAUUUACCAGGAAUCACCAAGGUUCCUGUUGGGGACCAGCCUGAAGACAUUGAAGCUCAAGUGCAAGAGAUGAUCCUCUCCUUUAUCUCCAAUCCAAACUCCCUUAUACUUGCGGUUUCCCCGGCCAAUUCGGACCUAGCCACCUCUGAUGCGCUGAAACUGGCUCGCGAGGUUGAUCCAGAUGGUCGUCGGACACUACUGGUGGUCAGCAAACUGGACCUGAUGGAUGCAGGAACCGAUGCUCUAGAAGUCCUUCUGGGUCGAGUCAUUCCCAUCCGGCUCGGGAUUGUCGGAGUUGUUAACAGGAGCCAGCAUGACAUCAAUACCCAAAAAACCCUACAGGAUUCCAUGAAAGACGAGCAGGCCUUCCUGCAACGCCACUACCCCUCGCUCGCCUCCCGUGCUGGUUCCCACUACCUGGCCAAAACUCUGAGCAGGCUGCUCAUGCACCACAUCCGGGACUGCCUGCCAGAGCUCAAAACCAGAGUGACAGUGCUGAGCGCCCAGUACCAGGCACAACUCAACAGCUACGGUCAGCCAGUAGAGGAUCACAGUGCCACUCUGCUGCAGAUUGUCACCAAGUUUGCCAGUGAUUAUUGCAGCACCAUUGAGGGAACAGCCAGACACAUCCAAACAUCAGAGCUCUGCGGAGGGGCUCGGAUCUGUUACAUAUUCCACGAGACGUUCGGCCGCACGCUGCAAUCCAUCGACCCCCUAGGAGGACUGACGGAUUUGGAUAUCCUCACCGCCAUCCGCAACGCUACGGGUCCGAGACCUGCCCUUUUUGUGCCCGAGGUGUCCUUCGAGUUGCUGGUAAAGAGGCAAAUUAAGCGUCUGGAGGAACCCAGCCUGCGCUGUGUUGAGCUUGUUCAUGAAGAGUUGCAGAGGAUCAUCCAGCACUGCUCCUCCUUCAGCACUCAGGAGCUGCUACGAUUUCCCAAACUGCAUGAUUCCAUUGUGGAAGUUGUGACUGGAUUAUUGAGGAAGCGCUUGCCAAUCACAAAUGAAAUGGUUCACAAUUUAGUGGCCAUAGAGCUUGCUUAUGUCAACACAAAACACCCGGACUUUACAGAUGCAGCGCAGGUCUCGGCAUACGUCAACAGUCAGCAGGCUGAGGCCAGUGAUGGAGGGAAGCGGUGGAAGAAUGAGAAGGUUACUGAGGAUAGAACUCCAGCCACAGGGUUUGGCAGCCCAAGUAAAGGCCAGGCCAUUAACCUCCUUGACACGGCAAUGCCCACAUCCCGCAAACUGAGCGCGAAGGAGCAGAGGGACUGUGAGGUCAUCCAGCGUCUUAUCAAGUGCUACUUCCUCAUUGUUCGCAAAAGCAUCCAAGACAGCGUGCCCAAGACAGUGAUGCAUUUCCUGGUGAACCAUGUGAAAGAGCAUCUGCAGAGCGAGUUGGUGGGUCAGCUCUACAAGCAGCCGCUGCUUCGGGAGCUACUCAUCGAGUCGCAGGAAACCGCGCAGAAGCGGACUGACGUUGCUCACAUGCUCGAGGCUCUUAAAAAAGCUAACACCAUCAUCUCUGAGAUUCGGGAGACCCAUCUGUGGUAGCCAGAAGAAAUCGGGUUUCUUCAUCAGAGGAUAGCUUUGAGUAAUAUGAGUGUAUGUGAGUUUACUGUAGAGAGAGUCUCUGUUGCAGCAACACCUAGAGCACAUUAAGAUCUGAUCUUUCCUCAUUGGCUUUGUUGUUGACCACACUGAGAGGCUGUUUUUUACUGUGAAUGUUAGGUACGGUUGACCAAUAAAUAUACACUCAGGCCAAAAAUCUUAAGGUAAGAAAUAUGGAAAAACACAACCAGGAACAAAAUCUUCUUUUUUUUGUGACAAAGUCUUUGUUGAGUCAUAUGAUCUGCUGUAAUUGUGAAAUUAUUGUGUUAUGUGGAUUAUUUAUGCUUCUUUUUUGUUAUCAAAUGGUGUUAAUCCUGUGUAGCUCCAAAACAUUAAUCCUCUUUAAGCAGGCGCAAAGGAGGUGAUCGAGUCAAUACUCUAACUCCAAAUCAGCUGGUUACUGGUAUCAAGGUUUUUUAAAAAGGUUACAGGUUCAAAACCUCUAAAGUUUUACCAUCAUUCUGUUACUGCAGUUUAAAGCACUUCUAAUUGACAAGCCAGAAAACAUGCUGGUGUAACCAGAGUUUUCUACGACUGAAUGGAACAGAGUAGGGCAGCAAUGCCCCUCCUCCACUGGCAGCUGUGCACUGGCAUCAGCUGGCUGAACAAAGUAUAUUAAACGUUUCUGUCACUUACAAAAAAGACAGAUUGGGUCAUUCGGACAUAUUUCUGGUACAUUAUGGUGUGCAAACUAAAGCAGUCCCACCCACCCAUAACUUUCAUUAAUGUAACGCUGUUAUAAAACAACAGUAAGCAAUGAGUGACUGUAAGACAUAAAACAACAGUUAAAGCAACUGGAUCAUGUGACACAUGUUGGGUUUUAAACUGUUGUGUAAAAACUGCCAUUGUUUUUUCGUUCCAACUGUAUUCGUCGUUGCUUGGCAGGGAUGGAAGUCAAUUCAAAAAAAUCAGUCAGCUUCGUCUGCAAUUUGUAAAUUGACUUUUAGUCUUAAAAGUCAAUUUACAAAUAUUAUUCCAUGAAUAGAUAGUUUUUUUUAGCUCCAUAGUUCUGAUAAAUAUCUUUUAUUUAUAUUAUUUAUAAAUCAAAGAAAAUAGCUUUUGCAUAUCAGCCAAUUAUUUUGUUUCCUAACAUUUCAACUUUUCUGUGUUUAUUAAGGAAAACAUUCCCACCAUACAUUUCCUGAUUGUAUUAGAUACUGAGAAGGCAAUCUUUGCGAAAACUGAGCAUCAUUUAGUUCAUGUUACUGAAAUCUCUUAAAAAGAUGCAAAUGCAAAAGUAGAGCUCUUUGACUUUUUGUUCAGAUGGUUGCUUUGUUACAUUUUUCCAGGCUAAUUACCCUCUUCUUUUACCUGUGAUGAAGCACAUAGGCUUUUCCCAUACUGGUAUUCUUUCCAACUUCCCUUAAAAUGAACAACUCAGGAUGCAGAUACCUCCUGCAUGAAAUCUUUGUUUGCUUUUACAGUUAUAAACGUGGAUCCAACAUUACCCAGAUCCACCUGCUUUCAGGCUGAUCUUUUGCUCUGAUUAUUGUGUAAGAUGUUUCACCUGUUACUUGUUCUCAAGUUUCAACGUAGUACAAUCCUCCUUCAGUUUGCAGGGUUCCUACUCGGCCGGGGAAAGUAUGGGAAAAUAUUUGUUAGAAUUGAUCCGUCCGUCCUUCCAUCCAUCCUGAAAGAACUGAGUAUUACUGAUAAUUGAAGUUUGGAAAAUUAUGGAACUUCAACAUGAAACAUCUGUUGGAGCCCCAAACCCUGAAUCAGGAUUUUAUAAUAAGACCUGUUUUUAUGGGACCAUCAAGCAGUAGCUCCAUCAUCCUGUCCUAAAGUCACACCUUAUGAAACCCCUUUAAUUCUGCAUGUGUAAGUCCAGUAUGCAUCUGCAUAAGUGUGAAUGAAUGUGCAUUUUGUAUUAUUUAAAUGUAAAUUAUCGUGUCAGCUGCUGCCUCAAGAGUUCAUGCCUGCCAAUAUUUGUGAUACAUGUUGAAAAAAGUCAUUAAACUUUAAAAAUGGA